GAGAAGAAGGAAGAUAUCGCUUUACUGAAUCAUCAAUCUGGUUGCUGAAUCAUUAUCAGUAUGAACAAAAUACCUGGAAAGCAGCCUGGUACAACAGUUUAUGUGUACAAUGAUUACACUUAUAACAAAGAUUCUCGCAAUAAUCAUAUUUUGCGAUGCAGUACUCGUCGUUCUUCAAGAUGUCCUGGUACUAUAAUCAUUGAUAAGAAUGGUGAAAUACAUUUAAAUCAAGAACAUAACCAUACUAACAAUAAGACGCAAUGGAAAAUACAACAGUCUGCUAUGAUAUUAGAAAUGUUACAACUUUGCCGGGAGACAACUUUGCCUCUAAAAGAAAUAUUUGAUAGUAUCUGUAGAAAAUAUCCUGAAGAAGCCAUAACAUUGUCCUAUGCUACACUAAGGUGUACAUUGUAUCGUGAAAGAAUUAAACUUCGCCCAAGUUUACCAAAAGACAUGAAGACUCUUGCUGUGAGCUUAUCAACAUAUGUAUCUCUUGAAGGAUUUUAUAAAGGCAGUGUAACUUCUAAUGAUGGAAAAAUAGCAUUAAUAUUUACAACUGAUACACUCUUACAUGAAUUAGGAAAGUCAACGGAACUUUAUGUAGAUGGAACAUUUAAUAUUAUUCCAUAUGUGCCACAAAUGAGUCAAAUGUACACUAUUCAUAAUCGGCAUAUAAACGUAGGUGUUGCUAUGAUUUUUGUUCUAUGUGAAUGUCGCUCUAGUGAUAUGUAUAAAGCUAUAUGGAAAAAAAUUGUAGAAUUGGUACCAACACUUGAAAAAAAUGUGAAAUUUUUAAUGAGCGAUUAUGAGCCAGCUGCCAUGAAGGUAAUGAGUAAACAAUUUCCAACAGCAAAUGCACAUGGAUGCUGGUUUCACUUUAAUCAGGCACUUUCGCGUUACUGGAGACGAUUAGGAUUAACAGAUACACCAAGAAAUGUUCUGUCCAUGACUAUGACGAUGGCAUUGCUUCCUUCUGACUGCUUUCAAGAAGCAUUUUCUUUAAUACAACUGGAAGCUAAUCAGAUUUCCAAUAAAUAUCCUGCUAUUUGUGACUUUUUAAAUUAUGUUCGCAAAACUUGGCUACCAUUAGCGUCAAAAGUUAGUGUUUAUGAUUGUCCGGUGAGAACAAAUAAUAUAACAGAGAGUUUUCAUAAUAUAGUAGGAAAAAGAUUCAGAAAAGGAAAUAUUUGGAAUUUCUUAGAUAAUUUACAAAAAAUAAUUGUUGAUGAAGAAAUAAAACUAAAACGUCUACAGGCAGGCGAGAAUAUUGGAUAUCGUACUAUUAAAAAUAAAAGGCGAGAUCUGAAAAUACGAGAAGCUCAAGAAAAUUUUGCAAAUGGCAGGUUUGUAAUAAAAUUGUGUCAAAGUCCUCUAAUGUAA
This is a messenger RNA of Linepithema humile (Argentine ant), 1380 nucleotides long. NCBI's taxonomy places the organism in Eukaryota, Metazoa, Arthropoda, Insecta, Hymenoptera, Formicidae. The record is from RefSeq and is a predicted model, not a curated record.